This is a messenger RNA of Oldenlandia corymbosa var. corymbosa, 786 nucleotides long. NCBI's taxonomy places the organism in Eukaryota, Viridiplantae, Streptophyta, Magnoliopsida, Gentianales, Rubiaceae. The record is from the annotation of a GenBank genome assembly.
AUGGUCAAAUUCGAAGCUUCCCAUCAUCCGCUAAUAUCUUACAGGCCUAUCCGGACCUCUGAUUUGGAUGUCCUAGAGAAAAUCCACGGUGAUCUCUUUCCUAUCAGGUAUGAGACAGAAUUCUUCCAAAAUGUUGUUAAUGGGCGUGAUAUUAUAUCUUGGGGGGCGGUUGAUCGCAACAGGCCCGAUGGUCAGACUGAUGAACUUGUUGGAUUUCUUACAGCCAGGAUUGUUAUGGCAAGAGAUAGCGAGAUUGUCGAUUUGUUAAGGUAUGAUCCGUCAAAAUCAGACCAGACACUGGUCUACAUUUUGACACUUGGAGUGGUGGAAUCAUACCGAAAUUUUGGCAUAGCCAGCUCCCUGAUACGUGAGGUCAUCCAAUAUGCUGCUAACUUUUCCACAUGCCGAGCAGUUUACCUCCAUGUCAUUUCCUACAAUAACCCUGCCAUCCAUUUGUACAAGAAAAUGUCCUUUCAGUGCGUGCGGAGGUUGCAUGCUUUUUAUUACAUCAAUGGCCAACAUUAUGACUCGUACUUGUUCAUCUACUAUGUCAAUGGUGGUCGAUCUCCUUGCUCACCUUUAGAGGUUCUCGCACUUCUUAUCAGUUCGGCAAAAAGUGGAUUAAAGUUGGCGGCCUCAAGGCUUUGGAAGGAUGAGAAUCGAAAGUUUAGUAAGUUGCAAAAAUGUAAAGAAUCUAGUAGUGAUCUAUUGCCAACAAUGCAAAACAUGAGAAUCCAUGAUGGCAGCGGAGGAGGAGGAGGUGGUGGAGGCUGCCAAUUUGUUUGA